Neodiprion fabricii is the source of this 2220-nucleotide messenger RNA. RefSeq names its product bifunctional purine biosynthesis protein ATIC. Gene Ontology annotation, molecular function: phosphoribosylaminoimidazolecarboxamide formyltransferase activity; IMP cyclohydrolase activity. Gene Ontology annotation, biological process: 'de novo' IMP biosynthetic process. The transcript has 7 exons. The coding region runs from base 156 to 1931 and encodes 591 amino acids. The record is from RefSeq and is a predicted model, not a curated record. Gene Ontology annotation, cellular component: cytosol. NCBI's taxonomy places the organism in Eukaryota, Metazoa, Arthropoda, Insecta, Hymenoptera, Diprionidae.
AUAAAUGCAGGGAUCCGCUUCAGGGUCAUACACUUGUUGCCUAUCGAACCAUACACACGGCACGCGUGUCUGACUCCAUUGAAAUCAAUCUCGUGCCCGUUCAAGCGUAUUUCGGUUGUGUUUUCGAAGACUGAAGACUCCUAACUAGCGUAAAUAUGAGUGGAAAGCUUGCUUUGUUGAGUGUGUCUGAUAAGACGGACUUAUUACCUUUUGGUAAAAAACUAUGUGACUUGGGCUUUGUACUAGUCGCAUCCGGAGGUACCGCCAAAUCUCUGAGAGACACUGGCCUACCAGUUAAAGAUGUAUCAGACAUCACAGGAGCUCCUGAAAUGCUUGGCGGACGAGUUAAAACUCUUCAUCCAGCGGUUCAUGCAGGUAUUUUGUCUCGCUUGAGUGAUUCAGAUCAAGCUGAUCUGAAAAAGCAAAAUUAUGAGAUGAUAAGCAUUGUAGUAUGCAAUCUUUAUCCAUUUAUGAAGACCAUAACUAAGCCUGACGUCAUUGUUGCUGAUGCUAUAGAAAAUAUUGAUAUCGGUGGUGUGACUUUGCUAAGGGCUGCCGCUAAAAAUCAUGCAAGAGUCACUGUUAUCUGUGACCCUGUUGAUUAUAAUAAGGUUAUCGAAGAACUGGAAAGCUCCUCUGACAGAGAUACUUCUCUUGUUACUAGACAGUCCUUGGCUCUCAAGGCAUUCACCCACACAGCUGAGUAUGAUAAUACCAUUUCUGAUUACUUCCGUAAAGAGUACAGUGCAGGAAAAUCUCAGCUUACACUUCGCUAUGGCAUGAAUCCCCACCAAAAACCAGCGCAGCUUUUCACUACUCUAGAAAAGCUUCCGUUGACAGUUGUUAAUGGUUCACCCGGAUUCAUAAAUCUUUGCGAUGCCUUAAAUGGUUAUCAGUUGGUCAAAGAACUUAAAGCUGCGCUCAAUUUACCGGCUGCAACUUCAUUCAAACAUGUUAGCCCAGCUGGUGCAGCAGUCGGUGUCUCACUAGAUGCCGACCAAGCAAAAUUAUGCCAAGUCGAAGAUUUGUUGGAUAAAUUGACUCCGCUAGCUUGUGCGUAUGCUAGAGCUAGAGGAGCGGAUAGAAUGUCUAGCUUUGGAGAUUUUGUUGCCUUGUCAGACCCUUGUGAUGUCAUUACUGCCAGGAUUAUUUCACGCGAAGUAUCUGAUGGCAUUAUUGCUCCUGGUUAUACACCAGAGGCACUUGAACUGUUGAAAAAAAAGAAAAAUGGCGGCUACUGUGUUCUACAAAUAGAUCCAGACUACACACCAGCUCCUGUGGAACGCAAAAUUCUCUAUGGUCUUACCAUGGAACAGAAGCGUAACGAUGCGGUCAUUGACAAAAAUCUAUUUACCAACAUCGUAACACAGCAAAAAGAUUUACCAGAAGGAGCCAUCCGAGAUUUGAUUGUAGCAACCAUAGCUCUCAAAUACACUCAAAGUAAUUCUGUAUGCUAUGCACGAGACGGACAGAUAAUUGGUAUUGGCGCUGGACAGCAAUCUAGAAUACAUUGCACAAGACUCGCGGGUGACAAGGCUGAUAACUGGUGGCUUCGUCAGCACCCUAAGGUUACGGGAAUGAAAUUUAAAAAGGGGGUAAAAAGGGCAGAAAUUUCAAACGCCAUAGAUAACUACGUAAAUGGAUCAAUUGGAAAAGAUAUGGACCGAGAAAGUUGGGCUGCUGUUUACGCAGUGGUUCCAGAACAGUUCACUGAAAAGGAACGAUCAGAUUGGGCUAAAAAAUUGGAUGGUGUUGCUCUUAGUAGCGAUGCCUUCUUUCCUUUCAGGGAUAACGUUGACCGAGCCAGAUUGAGCGGUGUUCGAUACAUUGCUAGUCCAGCUGGUUCCACCAAUGAUGAAGUUGUGAUUAAGGCUUGUGACGAUCACAAAAUCACUAUGGCACACACCAAACUUCGUCUAUUCCACCAUUGAAUUGUUUAGUCCAAUUCGGUUUAUCCCCACUUAGGGAAGGUUGCUGGAUUUGGGUGAUAUGUAGUGUACGUUAUCGAUCUGAGUAUUUCGAAUAUUCCUGUUAUUUCUAGAUAAAUGUAUUUUUAUGCAUUACUGUUAUCACUAUUAAUUUGGUAGUUUUAUACAAAUUUUGCCAUAUUAUGUUAUACGUAUGAUAUAUAAAUUUAAUGAUUUUAGGCUCCUUGGUAUUUUUCAACAAGACUUGUAUUUCUAAAGAUGUUCAAUAUAUUACUUUUUCUAAAUAACCUAA